AUGAACUCUGGAAAGAUGCAAGACUUCUUGAAGGGAAAGACUAUUUUAGUGACCGGCGCUACUGGUUUCUUGGCAAAAGUGUUUAUUGAAAAGAUAUUAAGGAUCCAACCAGAGAUACAAAAACUGUAUCUACUCCUAAGAGCUUCAAACACUGAUUUGGCUGCACAUCGCUUGCAAAAUGAGGUUUUUGAAAUUGAUUUAUUUCGGAUACUACGAGGCGAGUUGGGUGAAGAUUUUAAUUCUUUUAUAUCAAAGAAGGUUGUAGCAAUUGCAGGAAAUGUUGCUAUUGAAAACUUUGGAAUAGAAGAUGAAAAGAUAUUUGAAGAGAUAGACGUACUUAUUCAUUCUGCUGCAUCUACCAAAUUUGAUGAAAGAUUUGAUAUAUCGAUGGGUGUUAAUACAAAAGGAGCUUUACAUGCAUUGGACUUUGCAAAGAAUUGUAAAAAACUAAAGGCUUUUGUGCACAUAUCCACUGCAUAUGUGUGCGGAGACGGUAAUUAUGAAGAUGGAUUUGUAAGAGAAAAAGCAUUUGAGAUGGGUGAAUCUCUAAAAGGGAUCUCAAAAUUAGACAUACACAAUGAAAUGAAUUUGUUGGACAAAAAAAUAGCUGAACUCCAAGCGAUGAAUGCAGAUUCAAAUACAAUGAAAUUUGCAUUGAAAGAUUAUGGAAUGGAAAGAGCAAAUUUGCACGGAUGGCCAAAUACAUAUGUAUUCACAAAAGCAAUGGGAGAAAUGCUUUUAAUGCAUCAUAAAGAAAAUGUAUCAUUGAUCAUUAUUCGUCCUACCGUUGUAACUGGUACAAUCAAGGAUCCCUUUCCUGGUUGGAUUGAAGGUUUAAGAACUAUUGACAGUGUGAUAUAUAAAAUUGGUCAAGGGAAACUGAAAUAUUUUCCUGGUGAUCCCAAGACGAUUAUAGAUGCA
Molecule: messenger RNA, 921 nt
Organism: Vicia faba (fava bean)
Lineage: Eukaryota; Viridiplantae; Streptophyta; Magnoliopsida; Fabales; Fabaceae
Source: the annotation of a GenBank genome assembly